GUUAAAUUACACAGAGAUCAGUAACAAGUCAGCAUGUCUGAGAUCUUAAACUUUGUCUUCUUCCUCUUCAUUAUAUUUUUUACGACAGCUACAAAUAUUCAUAGUGAUACUGCACUACAAUUGACUCGCAGCGAGAGAUUUUUUCCAUUAUUUAGUGUCGUGAGAUUUGCAAAUUCCGAGUGCUCAGGCACAAAUUCAUUCAACGGAACCUGUUUUACGCGGAAAGAAUGUUACAAUUAUAAAGGAACAGCAUCCGGUACUUGUGCUAAUGGACUUGGAACCUGUUGUACUUUUAAAAAAGAAUGCGGAUCAGUAACAACUUUAAAUAACACAUAUUUUGUAAACCCUGGAUACUAUUCAAGCUACGAAGGUGGUGAAAGAUGUACAAUAACUGUUUAUCGUUGCAAUUCAGACGUCUGUCAGCUGCGUAUUGAUUUCAUGGAAUUUAAUUUAGCCCAGCCAAAUGCCAGUGGUGUUUGCGAUAAUGAUUUUCUUUUAAUAUCCGGCAGCGCAUCAACAGUACCACGAAUUUGCGGGGAAAAUAAUAAUCAGCAUGUUUAUGUUGACUUCAAUGGAGCGAAUCCAAUAACAAUAUCAGUAGAUACCAACACAGAUUAUGCAUUUUCUCGUAAAUGGAACUUGAGAUUACGGCAAAUAGCUUGCGACUCACCAUGGCGAGCUCCAAAUGGAUGCCUUCAGUAUUACAAAACAAUAACUGGUACGGUGACUAGCUUUAAUUACGGAACUACAACUAAUUCUCGAGUUUCGACGCCGCUUCUCAUUCCUGGUACGCGACAAAUGCAGAAUUUAAAUUACGGAGUAUGUAUUAGAAUGGCGCAAGGAUACUGUACUAUCGAGUGGUCGCAAUCUGAUACAUUAUCUUUCACCGUCUCCGGUGACUCUGGUAUUCUUGAUGGUACACCAGGUAUCGAUUACUCAGUAUCAGGUGAAUUAUGCACACAUAAUUUUGUUAUCGUACCAAAUCCAUCAGCAAAUGGCUCACGUGACACCACCGAUAGAUUUUGCGGCAAUGGGUUUCAAACAAAACAAAGCAGCUCAAAGCCAUUUGUACUUUACGUUGUAACAAAUCAAGAUCCAAACGAAAAUCAAGCCGCGACUGACGAUUUUGUAGAACGCGACUUCGCUAAUCGAGGAUUCGUUUUAAAGUACCGUCAAUUGGCGUGUGCAGUAUAAAAUUUAAUUAUUUUUUUUUUCUAAGUAUCUAAUUAAUUAAUUAAAAUAAAAUAGAUAUUCGAAUAAUCAAAUGUAGAAUUUAAUUAAAUAAAUUUAUUAAUUAUUAUUUUA
Microplitis mediator is the source of this 1305-nucleotide messenger RNA. RefSeq lists its product as uncharacterized. The record is from RefSeq and is a predicted model, not a curated record. The coding region runs from base 34 to 1194 and encodes 386 amino acids. The transcript has 7 exons. NCBI's taxonomy places the organism in Eukaryota, Metazoa, Arthropoda, Insecta, Hymenoptera, Braconidae.